UUCUGCCGCCUGGCCGGCAAGGUCGAGGCGGGCGUGAUAUGCGAGCUGGUCGACGACGGGCAGGUCGUCCCGGGGAGGGCCAUCCACACCGACCCGGGGAUGCUGCGCGGCGAGGCCUGCGUCGCCUUUGCUAGGAAGUGGGGGAUCAAGGUCUGCACCAUUGCCGACCUGGUCGACUACGUGGAGAAGACGGAGGGGCCUCUGCAGCUCAAUGGAUCUGGGGAGUAA
Molecule: messenger RNA, 228 nt
Organism: Clonostachys rhizophaga
Lineage: Eukaryota; Fungi; Ascomycota; Sordariomycetes; Hypocreales; Bionectriaceae
Source: the annotation of a GenBank genome assembly